Messenger RNA from Emiliania huxleyi CCMP1516, 2709 nucleotides. RefSeq lists its product as hypothetical. Bases 1 to 2709 code for a protein of 902 amino acids. The record is from RefSeq and is a predicted model, not a curated record. NCBI's taxonomy places the organism in Eukaryota, Haptophyta, Isochrysidales, Noelaerhabdaceae. The transcript has 8 exons.
AUGUACAUUGAAUCUGUCGGAAAAGGGCCGGACGGCGCAGUCUUUGACUUGAGAAUCACGGCACUCAGCGACUACGUCCCGCACAGCAGCCAGCGCAACAAGAUCAAUGGUGCAUUCCCGCAGAUCAAUCUCGACGCCAACCAAAGCGUGGACCUCCUUUUCGACUUCUUGGACCCUUCGAGCGGUUCGGCCGUCGUGCUGCGAAAAUUUUACAUCACCUUCUACGACUUCGACAAGGCGAGGAAAGAAGACAAGGGCGUGGAGUCGCUCACGGUGAGUGGGAUGGCCAGGUAUGAGCUCGACCACCUAACGCAGCUCGCUGUCAGUGGCACCGAGGGCAGCCUCACGUUCUCCGCUGUUCAACAUGGGGGUCUGUCCAAUAAUCCGACGGAUCCAGCGCGCCUAACCGAUGAGCAGCGCACGCGCGUGGUGUCGCUCUCUUACCGAAACACAUCUAGAGUGACCUUCACCUACUCGAUCUCGACGGGCACUGGCGGCCGGAACUUGAUCUUUGCAGGCGUCAACCCGCUCCUGCUCCCCCCUUCGCACCCUUGCUGCCUCUUCUCAGCAGCACCACCACCCGUGAUGCGCUUUCCACCGCCGCCUUCUCCUUCACCGAGCCUCGCCGCCCUUGCCCUCACCCUCAUCGCCGCUACUGCCGCCACUACCCUCGCCACUCCCACCCUCACCCUCGCCGCCCUCGCCGCCACCGCCCUCGCUUUCGUCGCCCACGCCACCGCUGCCCUCACCGCCGCCGCCGUCACCACCGCCCUCGCCGCCCCCGUCCUCACCGCCGCCGCCACCGCCCUCACCACCCCUGCCCUCGUUGCCGCCGCCGCCGCCACUGCCCUCACCGCCCCCGCCCUCACCGCCGCCGCCGUCACCACCGCCCUCGCCGCCCCCCUCCUCAGCGCCGCCGCCACCGCCCUCACCACCCCCGCCCUCGUCGCCGCCGCCGCCGCCACUGCCCUCGCCACCGCUGCCCUCACCGCCGCGGUCACCGCACGUUCAGAGUUCAAGGAUGUGUCGCGCCGAUUCCUGAGCGAUGCACAGCUUCAGGUCAAGGGCCACGUCGGCGCACACUGGCACAACUUUGGUGCUCCGUACCUCGUCGAUUGGGACGGCGACGGCUGGAUGGACAUCUUCGCCACCAACCACGUCAAGUACGAGUCUUGCGAGACGCACUGGGAUCUCGCGCGCAAUAACGGCGAAUGGUUUGAUGCUAUCACUGGCGCCGUCGAGUACGUGGAGGGUUGGUUUGAGCAGCCCGACGACGAUUUGGUCCAAAGGUUCGACGCCCACGGAGGUGCAGUUGUUGACAUUGACCGCGAUGGGUUGCUGGACCUCUAUGUAGCACAGGGCACCAGCCGAGGCACUGACAUGACCGAGCAUUCCGAGAACGGCCUCUUUUGGGGGACGGCGGAUGGCAAGCUCGUUGGCGGGCGGGCGGCAGCCAAGUCGGCCGGGCUCGACUGCCGGGGCUGCCGUGCGUACAACGUGGGCAUGCUUGACGUGGACAACGACGGCCUCCUCGACAUCCUCUCACUCAAUAUGGAGCGAAGCGACAAGAACGAAAUUCCAUCGCGGCUGUGGUUCAACCGACCGACGGCUGGCGAACCGAGACAUUUUACAUUCGCACCGGAGGACGGCUUUGCGCAGGAGCUCCUCGUCACCAUCGACGGCUUGCGAGAUAGCUCUGGGUCCAGCCAGGACAUAUUCGUUGCCUACAAGUGGGACCCGGUCUCAGGGCGGCUGGCCGAUAUCACGCCGGGCUGGUGGCCAACGCUUGAAGCGCCGCACCUAAGAUCGUGGUCGCUGCGUGGAGGAUAUCGACGUGAGCUUGUCUCGGUGGACGGCAUCGACUUUCUCUACUCCUCACCCGCCGGACUCCGGUCCGCUGCCGACACCAAGAAGCCCUUCAUCGAGGCGGCCGACUUUAACCUCGACGGCACGCUCGACCUGCUCGUCCUCUGCCGUUUCAACAGCAGGCUGCUAACGCAGAGCGCAGACGGCAGCUGGGUCCGAAUGCCGGGCAUCUACGGCGAUCUCAACGACCCGGCCCGGAAGCGGGAGGAUGACGGCUGGCUUGAGGCGUGCUGCGCUGACCCUGUCGUCUGCAAGGCCGCGCAUGGGGUCCAGUUGCACCACCUCGCAGCUUUCAUCUGUCCGAGGCUAGACGCGGGCGGCAACCGGUGGCAGGGCGUCUCGGUUGUCGAUCUCAACAACGACGGCUUCCUCGAUCUCAUGCCGUGCUCUACGCGCUGCCGAGUCUACCUAAACCGGGGCACCGGCAACUCGUACAUCGCCUUCAGGCUCGUCGGCAGUAUGAGCAACGAGUACGGCAUCGGCGCGACAGUGCUGCUGGCUUGGCGCGCCGAGCCAGCGGGAGCGGUCCGGCUGCAGCUGCGCGAGCUCAACGCCGUGUCGAGUGGCGGCGCCAGCCGGUUCGGCAGCACCGACCACCGGCUCGUCUUUGGUCUCGGCGCCGCUGGCGUGCCGGUGCGCUGGCCAUCGGGUAGGGUGGACCUCCUCGACGAGCCGUCGCUGGUUGCGCGCGCAAACUCGAUGGAUGAUGGCGUGAUACGGCUGGAAGAGUCCGUCCCAGGCCCUCGACUCCCGCUGACACCGCCCCUUCCGCUGUCGCCACCUUUGUUACCACCGCCCUCACCACCGCCAGGUGCGAUCGACACUGCACCGACAAGGACGUAG